Molecule: messenger RNA, 826 nt
Organism: Zea mays
Lineage: Eukaryota; Viridiplantae; Streptophyta; Magnoliopsida; Poales; Poaceae
Exons: 2
Coding region: 168-563 (131 amino acids)
Source: RefSeq, a predicted model, not a curated record
UCCAAGCCAGCUUCCCCCUGUUCGUCGCCGGAGAGUCGCCAUCGGCAAAAGGCUUCGUCGUCCGCCGACUUCGUCGAAGGCAGCCGCCAAAAGGAAGAGAAGCUCCUCGUCGCCGUCGUCUUCGUCUUCGAUUCGGUCCACCGAGCCAGAUCCGCGAAGAGCGAGCCAUGGAUUCGGAGAACGAAAAGCUCCGUAAAGCACUGGCUACUCUGCUCAGAGUUGUUCAAAAGCGUAGUUGUGACAUCGUUGAUGUCGUCACAUCAGCCUUCCAGCCUUUCAACUCACCUUUGGUCGACGAAUUGAACCGAGCACUAGUUGAGAUUGACGACCUCGUCAAGGAUCUUGAAGACGUAGCAGUGCAAACUCAGUGGGAGGUAGAAAAUAUGGCUAAGAGUGAAGUGAAAGAACAUCCACAACAAGAGGAAGCAGUAGAGGACCUUCUCAUACAUGAUGGUUCAGAAGACGAGCUACUGAUAGACGAAGAGUCACCAAUUAACUAUGAAGACCUUGUGGGCUACGACGAUGGUCGUGACUACUCAACCGACGACACAUAUCCGUACUAGUGUUCUAGGUUAAACUUCAGUAGAAGUAUUGUAGCAUGUUUAGGUCUAUGUUCAGCUGUAGUUGUCGGUUGGUAUGUUCAUGCUUUUGGGGGAGUUUAAUGUUCUGGUCUAUGUAAACUGAAUCCGGUUCAGUUACUACAAUAAUUAUUGUGUUAUGUUGGACUAUGUUUGCCUUACUUUAUACCAUGUUACAUGAUGACUACAUGCUCAUUUAUGUCAUGUUUGAUCUGCCUGUAUUCAAUAGAAUGGGUAGUGAUUGGAAC